Messenger RNA from Phragmites australis (common reed), 1524 nucleotides. RefSeq names its product THO complex subunit 4D-like. Bases 422 to 1318 code for a protein of 298 amino acids. Gene Ontology annotation, molecular function: mRNA binding. The transcript has 7 exons. Gene Ontology annotation, cellular component: nucleus. NCBI's taxonomy places the organism in Eukaryota, Viridiplantae, Streptophyta, Magnoliopsida, Poales, Poaceae. The record is from RefSeq and is a predicted model, not a curated record. Gene Ontology annotation, biological process: mRNA export from nucleus.
GUCGUAUUUGUGAACCGUGCCCCCACGCCGAGUCGACGAGGAGAAGACUCGCCGCCGCCGCUGCCGCCGCCCAAAAUCCAUCUCGCCACGUCCUCAGAGGAUCGCUCCAGAAAUCGACCGAUCUUCAAUCAUCAACACACCCCACCUCAUUCCUCCCCUACCCAACCCGCGCAAGCCCUCAGCCGAUUAGGGCUCCAGCCAUCUGGGCUCAACGCCGGUGGCCAGCGGCGCAACCGACCCGCGCACCCUCCCCUGCGUUGGAUUGGGCCUCCCCACCACCGAAACCACACUUCUCGCCGUCGCCGCAGGAACCCUUGCAGCCCACCUUGCAAUCUCGUCCUCCCGUCGGCCUCCUCACCGUCGAUCGAUCUAAACCGCCAAGGGUUUUGUUCUUAACUUUGUGCCUCAAGUCUUGUCUUGAAUGGCAACAUCUUUGGAUGUUCCGCUGGAUGAUUUGAUUAAGAGCAGAAGUGGGAGGGGAAGAGGAAGAGGCAGGGGACAAGGAGGGGGUCAGGGCAGAGGUGACAGCCAAAGAUUGGCCUGUGGUUCAUGGCGUGGGCGUGUUGCUGGCACCUUCCGUGGCAGGGGGCUAGGUGUGCCUUCACGAAGGCCACUUGGUGUUAAUACUCGAUCCUCGUCAUUUGCUAUUGCCAAGUCAUUCAAUAAACCUAAGGAUUUUGUGUGGAGACAUGAUUUGUUUGAGGAUAGCAUGGUGGCUGCUGGGCUUUCUGGGAGAGAAUCUGGAACAAAGCUGUAUAUUUCAAAUUUGCACUAUGGAGUGACAAAGGAAGAUAUACAGGAGCUUUUUUCUGAAAUGGGUCAUUUGAAGCACUGUGCUGUUCAUUACGACAAUAAUAGGCGCCCAACUGGUUCAGCUGAGAUGAUAUUCACUAGGAGAAGUGAAGCUCUUGGGGCAUUGAAGCGAUAUAAUAAUGUGCAUCUUGAUGGGAAGGCAAUGAAGAUCGAAGUGAUAGGAGCAGAUUUGGGCCUAUCUACUGCUGUCGCACACCGAAUUAGUGUUGCUCCUGGUGCAAGGGGAAGAGGGCAGAGAGUUGUAAUGAUGCCUGGUGCAAAUGGGUAUGGUCGAGGUGCGUCUGGCUCAUCUAAUUCGCUUCCUGGGUGGAAGCGUGGAGGUUUUGCUCAAAGAUGGGGAGGACAAGGGCACGGUCGUGGCCGUGGCCGUGGCCGUGGCAGUGGGCGUAGCUUUGGUCAGGGGCGUGGACGUGGCUAUGGACGGAUGGGACCUGUGGGGAAAUCAGCUGAACAAUUGGACAAGGAGCUUGACAACUACCAUUAUGGUGCGAUGAAUGUCGACUAAGAUGUGCAUCCAAUCAGCCGGAAGUUGGAAUUUGGUUGAAGCUAAGCUUGUAUUGUGUUUGUUUUUGCUGCCGAACUAUCGCCAGUUGGUUCUGCAAGAUGUGCACGUUUGUCAUAUGUUCAUUGCCUCAGCUUAAGAUUAGAUUUCUAACUGCAAUUUCGAGUUCAAGGCUGAUCAUUAGUUGGCUGAUAGCUCUUGUGUGGUUU